This is a messenger RNA of Gossypium arboreum, 1594 nucleotides long. RefSeq lists its product as uncharacterized. The record is from RefSeq and is a predicted model, not a curated record. The transcript is spliced from 8 exons. The coding region runs from base 293 to 1450 and encodes 385 amino acids. Lineage: Eukaryota; Viridiplantae; Streptophyta; Magnoliopsida; Malvales; Malvaceae.
CUCGCGCUUCACGGUGGUUGUAGGUAGGCAGGCAGUAAGCAGGAAGAAUUAUUUUGAGUCGCGCGGUUCCCAUCAAAGCUAAAGCUAAAGGCUAAAGGGUAGUCCUAAAGCUUCUUGGUCUAUCCUUGUAUGUUCCUUAUUCAGCUAUAGGCUAAACCCUCCUCUUGAUUAUUUAAGGUGGAUUUCUGCUUCUUCCCUAGUUAUGAUGACAUAAAAUUCCCAAACAAACUUGAAGGUGAUUUACAUAUCCUCACUUUUGCAGCAUCUACUUAGACUGCAUUCCAUCCAAAGCAUGUCUGGAGAAUCUUCUGAGCAGCCGAAGAAAAGAGGUCGACCAAGUCAUUCUCCAACCGACAACCGAAAGACGAACAAGAGAAUCACUGAUAAAAAAGCUCGACAAGAAAUCAGGGACAUUGUAGUGGAACUUACAAAAGCGGGCCCGACUCUUAAGCAGCUCUUGGAAGCCUUUAGAAGCAUCAAUGGAGACGACUUGCUGCAGACAGUUAGUUAUAUACUGGAUGCAAUAGAGAGAAGGAAAGGAGUGCAGUGGCAGCAGGAUGAAGAGGGAAAUAGCAUGCCGUGCAUUCAGGAGAUUAAGGACGCAAUAAGCGAGGCAGUAAGCAAGGAAGUAUCGCCUCUUCGAAAUGACCUGCAGAGCGUUAUGCAGCCCUCGUUUGGAGGACCUCAGAAUGGAUUUUUGAUGACUUCCCAAACACCGGGUUCCCAAUGGCAUCAGAAUACGGUGCAGUCAGCUGCUCCUCCUGAACAGCAAAAUGAUCAGUUCAAUUACCUAAUCAACUCUUUGGAUCACUCUAUACUUGUCGAGGGGUUUUGGGGAGAACUGGGGACUAACAGUACUAUGUGUCCAACUAGUACUUGUGAUGAGAAUGGAGAAAAGUUUGAUGAUGAGCAAGUGAAAGAAUUUCUCGACGGAUUUGAGGGUAAUACCAAAAGACAAGUAGAAUAUUCAAACUUCAAAGGGUUGCAAGAAGAAUAUUUGAACAAUUUAGUGGUGCACAAGUGCUUUCCUUCUUUUCUGGAUCCUAUAAUUCAGAAAAUAAAGAAUGCACAUGGGGAUAUUACAGAAAAGAGCAAACUCAGCAGCUGUGCAGCUGGUCCUACGCUUGUCAUAUUCUAUACCACGAUAAAGGAGAUGAAUGAGGUGAUAAAGGUAGAGGAUGUUACCCUAGAUAAGUUGGAAGUUUGGAGAGAUGCAAUCUGUGAUGCUCGGCAGAUCAAUAUGGAGGUUGAAUUUGCAAUGCAGCACUUGAUGAAGAUUGCUUAUGCUUAUUUUGCUUCAAAGACAGUUGAUCCAAAAAUUUAUGAUGAAAAAAAGCGAUUAGAGGAGGAGUUGCGGCGGAUAUCUACGAAGAUUGAACUGCAUGAAAAGUGUCAAUCUGAAGCCAAAAUUUUCAUUGACAAGCCUCUUAACACGGGUCUUUUCCUAUAGUCUUUACUUGCUAUUUAUGCAAUAAUCUUAGCAUUAGGCAUUGUGUAAUACCUCUACCCGUAUUUAUUGCCGGAAUAGGGUACGAGGCAUUACCGGAGUUUACGAAUUAAUUUUUUUUUAUAUUCGAUAUAGCCCCUUUAUAAA